GAUGCAUGUCGUCACGUGACCCAAUGUUUUGUUUCUGUUCCGGAUAGAAUGCAUGCGACGUUUCCUACUGUUACAACGUUAGAGAAAAACAUAACUUUCGUGUAAAUUCAGUCUUCAUGGGUAGAUGUUUUUCAUUAUUCUCUCUGGUGCGCCUGUAACCUUCUUUGUUGAGUUUUAACAAGCUAAAAAAAAGGUGUUAAUAUCAAUAAGAGCGUUGGAAGCAUGGCGGCUGUGGACAGCUUUCCCUUCUUGUACAGAGAAAUUUCUCGGGCUUGCAGCCCUCACUUCGAGACCCUGGCCCUGGUCGGAGCUCUGUACGCGGCCAGCAGAGCCCUGGUCCUGCUGAAGGACUGCUGCGCGGUGGUUAGGGUCCAUUUCCUGCCCAGGAUGAUGCCCAGUGGGAAGCUGACUCGGCGAUAUGGCGCUUGGGCUGUGAUUUAUGGCGCGUCUGAACCUGUAGCCCGUGCAUAUGGAGAGGAGCUGGCUCGCAACGGCGUCAGCAUCAUCUUCAUCACUGAGGACAGCUCCUCUGUGAUAGACGCUGUUGCAUUCCUCUCCCAAACCUACGGGGUGGAGACCUCUGUCGUCACAGCUAACUUUCCUCUGGGCCAAGCGGCAGCUAAAGCCAUCACAGAAGCUUUGAGGGGUAAAGAUAUCGGCUUCCUGGUGAACUGUGUGGACGAAACAUUGGCCUCACCCCGGAGCCUGAUUGAAAUUCCCGAGCAGGGCGUCUUGGACCAGGUGAACAGGAACGUCGCUGCUGCUACUCUGAUGGCCCGACUGGUGCUGCCAGGGAUGGUGGAGCGCAGCAGAGGGGCUCUAGUCAACAUAUCCUCAGGCGCCUGCUGCAGACCCCUACGUGGAAGAGUGACACUCACUGCCUUCACUGGAUACCUGGAUCAUUUCUCAAGAGCUCUUCACUUUGAGUACAGCGCCAAAGGGAUCUUCGUUCAAAGUCUCAUUCCUUUGCAGAUUGCCUCAAGCAGGCGUCAACGGUCAUCCUCAAGAGAAGGAUGGUUUGUUCCGAGUCCAGAGGUUUAUGCUCGUCACGCUCUUUCCACCCUGGGGGUCUCCAACAGAACCACAGGUUACUGGCCUCACACACUCCAGUAUGGACUAAUGAGGUGUAUUCCUGAGUGGAUUUGGAUUCUAGCAUCCCGGCUGCUCUCUGGCGCAAGCUGAGAGCUGAAAAGCCUCUUACUGGAUCUUGUUACACAAGAAUUUAGUUUCAGAUUCUUCUGACAUUAUUUAUUGAUAAUAAAUCCACAAACCUU
Messenger RNA from Fundulus heteroclitus (mummichog), 1274 nucleotides. It is a transcript of the gene hsdl1, whose product is annotated as hydroxysteroid dehydrogenase like 1. The transcript is spliced from 5 exons. Gene Ontology annotation, cellular component: mitochondrion. Bases 223 to 1182 code for a protein of 319 amino acids. NCBI's taxonomy places the organism in Eukaryota, Metazoa, Chordata, Actinopteri, Cyprinodontiformes, Fundulidae. The record is from RefSeq and is a predicted model, not a curated record.